AUGGUAUCAAAGGCAGAGGAUAUCUAUUGGGAAGGGGAAAAUGAGGCUUCAAAUGAGUUCUUAGAAGUGGAUACCGGAGACCUAGGCAUCGGAAAACAUCUAGAGAGGCUAAAACGACAAUUAAAUUUCUUUUCAUUCUUCACAACAACGACGCCUCCACCAGCAGAGAUCAAUGAGAGCGUCACUGAAGAUGAUGAAGAUAUUGGAAAUAAGUAUGAAGAUGUGGAAAACGAGGUCGAUGGGGGAUCUGGAGUUCCCGAUCGAACUGAGCCUGAACCAAAAGAAAAAACUCUCCGAGUAACAUUUGUGGUAAAGGAGCCUUAUCAAACGAAUUACUCGAACAGAGAUUCGUUGGAAUUCCAAAACUUCUCGAAGUCUUUAGCUGAAGCCGUUAAUGCUGUAUUUAGAGACUUACCUGGGACCCAUAGAGCAAGUUUAGUUAGGAUUCAAUCCAGAGCAACAGAUGAAUUCUCCUGUAAAGUGACGAUUGAGAUCGUCACUACCGGCUAUGAUGACACCGACAAGAUUUCAGAAAUUCUUCAAGCCCAUAUCCAAAAGAAGAUGAAACUUGGUGAUGUCGUUGUCAGCGAUGAAGACUUUAGUACUAUUGUCAUCGAUCCAGCAUAUAGUACGCCCCUUGAUUCAUGCUCGGUGGAUCAGUUGACUUGCUCAGACGGUAGAUGUGUACCGGGAACAGCGAGAUGCGAUGGAAACAGAGACUGUGCCGAUAAUUCAGAUGAAAUUGGGUGUCCUUAUGAUAACAACAACCAAGAACAGAAUCAUUACGAUCCGGAAAACCCAGAUGACAGCAAAAAUGAUGAUCAGUUUGUACCAGAAAGUCCCGAUGACGAUUAUCCUAAUCCAGAAGUAAAUGAAAAUACGCCAGGCCCAUACAGUGAAAAUGAAAGGGAAGAUGAGCUUAUAAUAUCUCCAAUUGAUAAACCAAAAGACGUAAAUAACGAAGCUGAUCCUUAUGAAAAUACAAAUGCAAAUGAGAUUGAUGAUGAUAACCUUAUAAUUCCUGAAGACAAAAAUCGAGCUGGAGAAUCCCCCAACGGAGACAGGGGAGACACACCUGAUUUGCAACCAACAGACACUGCAACGGACUAUCCUGGCAUUGACGAAACAUCAGAAACUUGUCCAGAGAAUUCAAUGCGAUGUGAUGAGACCCGCUGCGUCCCAAAUGCAAAACGUUGUGACCAAUACAGAGACUGCAACGACGGAGCUGAUGAAGAGGGAUGUCCGGAUGGUGAGUAG
Messenger RNA from Pieris macdunnoughi, 1257 nucleotides. Lineage: Eukaryota; Metazoa; Arthropoda; Insecta; Lepidoptera; Pieridae. The record is from the annotation of a GenBank genome assembly.